Messenger RNA from Thrips palmi, 2350 nucleotides. Its product is annotated as facilitated trehalose transporter Tret1-like. Bases 266 to 1873 code for a protein of 535 amino acids. Gene Ontology annotation, cellular component: membrane. The record is from RefSeq and is a predicted model, not a curated record. NCBI's taxonomy places the organism in Eukaryota, Metazoa, Arthropoda, Insecta, Thysanoptera, Thripidae. The transcript is spliced from 8 exons. Gene Ontology annotation, biological process: transmembrane transport; carbohydrate transport. Gene Ontology annotation, molecular function: sugar transmembrane transporter activity.
UGGAGUUGGCAAGCCACACGCCAGUCGUCGUCAAAAUAUCCAGCGGUACGUCACGGCUGCUCGAGGCUUCGUGGCUUGGGGUGCACGACUUGCCAUUCGCCUCAGGAGUAACUUAUACGCUCUUGGGGAAAACGUCGGCAGAACGGGAAAAAUUAGUGUAGCGAGAAUGUCUUGACACCGUGUGCCAAGUAUUUUGCCGUCAGACGAAUCAUAACAAGAAUCAAGAAGGCAUAGAGACUUACCAGACAUCAAUCAGUCCACCACCAUGAAGAUCGCAAGUCUCAAGAAGCAUUCAUCGCAGCUGCUCGUGGCCAUGGCUGCCUCCAUGGGCUACAUGACCAUCGGGCUGGUGCGGGGCUGGUCGUCGCCAGGACUGCCCUCCAUGAUGGACCUCAACCCGGAGCUCAUCCCCAGCGAAGAGGUCGUGUCGUGGGUUAGCGCGGUGCCGCCCAUGGGCGCCAUGUGCGGGUCGCUGGCCGUGGCGCCGGCGCUGCAGCGCCUGGGCCGCAAGCGCUCGCUGAUGCUGGCCGCGCCGCUGUUCGUCACGGGCUGGACGCUCAUCGCCUUCGCGACGUCGUCCGCCAUGCUCAUCGCCGGCCGAAUCCUCUGCGGCUUCUGCGCGGGGCUCGUCACGCCGUCCGCGCAGGUCUACGUGAGCGAGAGCGCGCACGCCAAGACGCGCGGCAUCCUGGGGUCGCUGCCGGCCCUCUUCAUGGCGGGCGGCGUGCUCAUCUCGUACGUGCUGGGCACGUGGCUGUCCUGGAACCACCUGGCGCUCGCGUCCGCCGCCUUCCCCGCCCUGCUGUUCGUGGCGCUGCUGCCGCUGCCCGAGUCGCCCGCCUGGCUGCUGUCGCACGGCCGCGUGGACGAGGCCAAGGAAGCCCUGCGCUGGCUGCAGCGCACCGCCGACGUGGCCGCCAUCGAGCUCAACGUGAUGCAGGCCAAGGACGGCAGCGUGGCGCCGGCGAAGCCCCCCGCCGACCCGCGCGACCGCGAGCGCCGCCUGUCCGUGCUGUCCGCGCACGCGCCGCACGGCCAGCCGCUGUCCGCCGAGGAGGAGAUGGAGCAGCACGCCGACGAGGAGAUAGCGGGCAUCGCGCGCGACGAGCGGCGCCGCUCCAUCAUCAUGAAGAAGCCCACCGAGGGCGACCUCGCCUUCAAGUCUUUCCUGCGCCGGCCCGUGCUGUAUCCGUUCUUCCUCUGCCUGGCGCUGCUGGGCUUCCAGCAGGUCAGCGGCAUCGACACGGUCAUCUUCUACACCGUCGAGAUCUUCAUGGCGACCGAGAGCUCCAUCAACGACUACCUGGCCACUAUCCUCAUCGGCAUCGUGCAGCUGGUGUGCACGAUGCUGUCGCUGCUGGUGAUCGACCGGGCGGGCCGUCGGCCGCUGCUGCUGGUGUCCGGCGCCACCACGUCGCUGGCCAUGGCCCUGGUGGGCACGUACUUCUACCUGCAGGACCGCGGGCGCGCGGGCGGGCUGGGCCUGCUGCCGGUGGGCUCGCUGCUGCUCUUCAUGGUGGGCUUCUCCCUGGGCUACGCCAACAUCCCGUUCCUGCUGAUGGGCGAGCUGCUGCCCGUGCGGCAGCGCAGCGUGCUCAGUUCGCUCGCCGGCUCCUUCAACCUGGGCACCAUGUUCCUGGUCAUCAAGACGUACCCGCAGCUGCGCCACGCCAUGGGCACCGACGGCACCUUCUGGCUGUACUCGGCGCUGUGCCUGGCCUCGUGCUUCUUCGUGGCGCUGCUGCUGCCCGAGACCAAGGGCAAGACGCUGGACGAGAUCGAGAGCUACUUCGAGGGCAAGCACCAGCGCGCCAAGGCCAAGCGGAAGGCCAAGAUGGACGCCGCCAACAAGGCCGUCCAGACCAAGGUGUAGGCCAAGACAGUCGCGGCGCGUUAGCUUUAAGCGGCUUUAAGCGAUUCCUUUUAGUUUUAAGUACAUUUACUCGUGGACUGGACUCGAACCAAAAACGCCAAGUUCAAAUUCCGACGGGUUUUCUCAGCUGGUGCGGUAACAGGCAGUCGAGAUUAGAAUUAAGGCGAGCUGGGCGUUGUAGCUACACUGUAGCUACACGGGUUAUCUGCGCCAUAUGGGAGGAAUACAUACACGGGCGCACUCUGUGAUCUUGAACAAUGACUAUAGUACCUGAAAUCUUCUUUGAAAAGGGCUCGUACCAGGCUGUACUGUUCCGUUUUCCCGAUUCAACGAACGCCACAUUUUGUUGUAGAUGUGUUUAUUCCAUAAUGCGACAGUGGUGGAUUACUAUCGCGGUUAGUAUUCCUAAUCUAAGGAUCUUAUAAAUUAAGCAGACAAAUAAAUCGACAAUAAAUAGAUCAUUUUUAAAAACGUUCA